AUGUCCGCACUGAUCGUCCGCGAUGUCAUGUCCGCUCCAAUCGAGACCAUCUCGAUGGACGAUACCGUGGACAAAAUCCAGAGGAUCUUCGAGAGCUCCCACUAUCACCACCUCAUCGUGCACGGCGAUCACAAGAAAGCCGUGGGAGUGAUCUCCGAUCGAGACCUGCUCAAGAAUGUCUCGCCGUUCAUCGGGAAAAUGGGUGAGCGCAACGCGGAUCGAUCCCUGCUCAAUCGCAGAGCACACCAGAUCAUGACGCGUCAGCUCAUCGCUGUUCGCGAGAACACCGCUCUGAGAUCCGCGGCGAGGGUAAUGCUCGACCAUCGCAUCUCAUGUCUCCCAGUCGUUGAUCUGGAGGGACAUUGCAUCGGAAUCGUCACUCUCCGCGACAUCGUCCGCUGGGCCGUGGACGAACUGGAAAUCCCGCAUUCGGGUCCAGGCGCACAGGCCGCGUGA
This is a messenger RNA of Symbiodinium sp. CCMP2592, 456 nucleotides long. Lineage: Eukaryota; Dinophyceae; Suessiales; Symbiodiniaceae. The record is from the annotation of a GenBank genome assembly.